Messenger RNA from Mytilus trossulus (common blue mussel), 1504 nucleotides. RefSeq lists its product as uncharacterized. NCBI's taxonomy places the organism in Eukaryota, Metazoa, Mollusca, Bivalvia, Mytilida, Mytilidae. The record is from RefSeq and is a predicted model, not a curated record. The transcript is spliced from 3 exons. The coding region runs from base 146 to 634 and encodes 162 amino acids.
UACUUCCGGGAAUUUUUGCUUAUCCUUUUGGAUUUUGUUUACUUUGUUAACUUUGGGCAUUUUAUUCAUUUGCAUUUAAUAAUGCGCAGAAAUUCCGUAAAUAAUGAUACAUAAAUGUUUAUAAAAAUGUGAAAAUGCUGUGAAAAUGACAAAGAUAACUAUAAAGCAAGAGAAAAUAUGUCUCUUCUUACUGGUUCCUGCAAAUGUGCUAUAUGUUGUCGCACUGUUUAGUCAUGCAUGGUUUAAGUUACCGGGAGUAUCAUAUGGACUUUGGUGGGCUGUAUUUUGCGACUUCCUUGCUUGCAAUAUUGUUCCUGCCUUUUUCACUGAGGAGCCUGUAUGGUAUCACAUUGUACAGUUAUUAAGUUUGAUAGGAUGGUGUGGAAUGAUCCUGUCUUUGAUGAUGAUGUUUAAACAUUUUACUUUAAUUGACAAAUAUAAUAUUAGGAGGCAGCAGGCUGUAGCAGUGGUGUGUAUUUUAUCAGGUUUCACUAUAUCACUUCUACUUAUGAUGUUUUAUGGAAAGCUUGAUGAAAUGAGUACAGCAGAAGUUCCAAAAAUACACUGGUCAGCUAUCUUAGCAGGAGUAGCAGGUCUGCUGCAAUUUAUUAAUGGACUACUUCUGGUACAGUGAAUGUGUGGAUGUUAUGUUUUUUGGACUUCAAUAUCAACUAAUGAGUUGAUAAAUUUCAAGCUCAUUUAUUGGCAAAAACUUCUUAAUUUGUGAUACUGAAUAUAUACCGGUACACCAUAAGAACUUUGAAAUUUAAUUUGAUAGCUAGUCAAGUUUUGGUGCCAUUUCCAUUUGAAACACUGCCUAUCCACAAUGAGCUUACAAAUCAGAUAAACAUUGAGAAAAUGUGUACUGGUACAUUAAUAUUAAAUCGUUUUUUUUAUUAUGCCCCUUUUAUGGGCAUUAUGUUUUCUGGUCUGUGUGUCCGUUCCUCCAGUGCAUUCGUCUGUUUGUUCAUUCAUCUGUCCGUACAUUUGUUUUUCCAUCUGUCCCGCUUCAGGUUAAAGUUUUUGGUCAAGGUAGUUUUUGAUGAAGUUGAAGAGUCCAAUCAACUUGAAACUUAGUGCACAUGUUCCCUAUGAUAUGAUCUUUCUAAUUUUAAUGCCAAAUUAGAGUUUUGAACCCAAUUUCACGGUCAACUGAACAUAAAAAUGAUAGUGCUAUUUGGGCAUCCGUGUACUACAUUAUGUAUGGACACAUUCUUGUUAUUUAUGAAAUCAUUUUGACUAAACAGAUUUAAAUUUCUUGUUUUCAUAAGAGUCACCAUUAUACUCUAUAUAACACUUUUUUUUACAUUAUGACAAUAAGGGAGUUUGACCCUUUUAAUGCUGAAAGAUUGGCUUGUCCACAUUGAGUUUGCUUGCUCCAUUUUGAACAGACAGUACAAAGUACCAGUAUUAAUUAUUGUACUCAUAAACUUGUUACUAUAAUCUUUAUCGAAUUGUAUACUGAUUACUUUUGCAUUUAAUUAUUAUUAAAUUUUUAUGAAAA